AUGUUUCCUAAAUCUAUUUUUAAGAACCCCGGGAAACGUGACAUUUUGGCUGGUCUUUCAAAGACAUCUGCAUAUAAUGCAUAUAAAAGAGGUUUGCAACUGAUCUUGGAGUCAGAACCGCUGGAAAACAUCUCCAUUGCUAUUAUGAAACAGUUGACACAAAAGAUACAGGAAAGUGAUGAAGUUAAUAUCUACAGAAAAGAAAUUUACACAUCAGGAAAAUAG
Entrophospora sp. SA101 is the source of this 225-nucleotide messenger RNA. The record is from the annotation of a GenBank genome assembly. NCBI's taxonomy places the organism in Eukaryota, Fungi, Glomeromycota, Glomeromycetes, Entrophosporales, Entrophosporaceae.